Halichondria panicea is the source of this 1307-nucleotide messenger RNA. RefSeq lists its product as uncharacterized. The record is from RefSeq and is a predicted model, not a curated record. The coding region runs from base 103 to 1191 and encodes 362 amino acids. The transcript is spliced from 2 exons. NCBI's taxonomy places the organism in Eukaryota, Metazoa, Porifera, Demospongiae, Suberitida, Halichondriidae.
AAUACAAAAAUAGGGUGUGUUAAAUAUACAAAGCCCGUACAGUACAAGCUUUCAUUUCUUGUGGACUAUUUUGUAUACACUCAUUAAUUGUCGUGGCUAGUGAUGGCAACAGGAGGAGCUUCUCCAACUUGGAGCACAUACAAUGGCAAAUAUAGAUACGGGGCAUCAGGAAAGAGGGAAGUGUUACUAAUCACGUCCAACUUCGCUACCCAAGAUGAUGACGUGAUACCAAGAAGGCCAGGGGGAGAGCUGAAAGAUGAUGAGACACGAAAACUGGAGAAUCAAGGUAUACCGAGAGACUGUCACCAUGACGACCUGAGCAUUAUGAAAGCAAGAUUUAGCCUAGACAAAACAGAGAUAAGCAUUGCUGAGAUAUUGAGAGAUGAUGGAUCUUUAACAUGUGAGCAGGUCACUAAGAAGAUAACACAGCUACAGAACAACACUGACACAUGUGGAGUUAUACUCUACUAUGUUGGCCCUGGCAAGAAGGGAACGGGAGAUUGGUGCUUCAGUGAUGGCUUCAUCAGCUUCAGGGAUAUAAUGCACCUCUACCUACAGAAUGCAUACUUCAAAGGACGCGUUCUCUCCAUCACCACUGAUUGCAGCUACUCUGGGUGUUGGGUGAAGGAGGCUAUGAGGUUCAUGGAUGAGCACGGAGUGGGACCUUGUGCACACGCUGCCAAGGAAAAGGGGAUCCUUGUUAAAGUGUACGCAUCAUGCCUGGCUAAUGAGAUUCCUGCUGAGCUAGCAUUCUCUGCUCGUUGUGUACAGAAUGAAAAGAACAUUGGAACUGUAUCCUACUCUCCCGAUACAAAGAUUCACGAUGGACAAUACACCAGUAAACUUAACUUCACUGUAGUUCGAUGCAAGAGAAAAAUCGACCAGCCUUGCACAAUGGCCCCUGGGUCAACCUGGCAACAGUGGAGUGCUGCAAAGAGAAUCAUGACCGUAAGAGACAAAGGUCGACCAUCAUGGCGCUACCUCCUGCUAGUGGAUGAUGAGGAAACAAUCAGGAAAUUCCAUGACAGAACACAGGAAGAGAAUGAAGGUGAGAGCAGUGCUGAUGUAAGUUAUUAUGGCCAGAUUUUAAAGAGUGGGUGGGGCCAGGAGCCAUCUGAAGAAGCGCAGAAAUGGAUCAAAGAGCAUUAUCAUGUGAACUAUAACUAUCAGGCACCAUCUGAAGAAGACUGACAUGUACCACAAAGUACACUACUAACACACAGCUUAUAAUUGUUGCUACAUAACAAUUAUGUUCACCAUGUAUGUUUGGUUCGUACAUACACACACGCUUGCUGCUACAUAUAGAG